AUGUCUGCUCACGAGCAAAUGAGGGCAAUGUUGGAUCAAUUAAUGGGAACAUCACGCAAUGGGGAAACUGACAAACAUGGUGUGAAGUUCUAUGAUGAUUCUGUAUGCAAAUCCUUUUUACUCCAGUGCUGCCCUCACGAAAUUUUAUCAUCAACGCGCAUGGACUUAGGUGAGUGUCCAAAAAUACAUGACUUGGCUCUUCGCGCCGACUAUGAGCUUGCCUCCAAAACCAAAGACUACUACUACGAUAUUGAUGCCACAGAACAUUUAGAGGCUUUCAUACAAGACUGUGACCGUCGUACGACGGCAGCGAAACAACGUUUAGCUGAAACACAAGAGGAGUUGUCAGCAGAGGUGACUGAAAAGGCCAAUUCUGUUCACGAAUUGGCCGAGCAGAUUGGUCAGAAGUUGGCCAGGGCUGAAGCUCUCGGAGAGGAGGGAAUGGUUGAAGAAAGUGUCAAAUUAAUGGGAGAGAUCGACGAGUUACGUAAACGCAAGGCAGUAGCCGAGCAAGAGUACCGCAAUUCGAUGCCCGCGUCGUCCUACCAACAGCAGAAGUUGCGUGUGUGCGAAGUGUGCUCCGCGUAUCUCGGUAUCCAUGACAACGACCGACGACUCGCCGACCAUUUUGGUGGCAAGUUGCAUCUGGGAUUUAUUACCAUUCGGGAGAAGCUUGCAGAGUUAAAGAAAACGGUGGAAAAGCGUCGCGAAGAUCGUGGAGCGGAGCGUGAGCGUAGUAGCGGAGGGCGAAGACAUUACGUCGGAGGGAGGGAGUUAGAUCGACGUGCGCGCAGACACAGGGAGGUGCCACGGGAGAGGAAGGAUGAGCGUGAACGCACUGAACGUGACCGCGGAGAACGUGAGCGUGAUCGUGGGCGUGACCGCGAAAGAGAGCGAGAAAAGAAACGCUCCAGAUCUCGCAGUAAGAACAGACGCGAAUCGCGUGAGAAGUCUCGCGGUCGGGAUCGAGACGCGCGUCGCAGUCGCUCGAAUCGCUCUAAUUCACGCGAAAGGCGGAGGGAAUAA
Molecule: messenger RNA, 1026 nt
Organism: Pieris macdunnoughi
Lineage: Eukaryota; Metazoa; Arthropoda; Insecta; Lepidoptera; Pieridae
Source: the annotation of a GenBank genome assembly